Mesorhabditis belari is the source of this 654-nucleotide messenger RNA. NCBI's taxonomy places the organism in Eukaryota, Metazoa, Nematoda, Chromadorea, Rhabditida, Rhabditidae. The record is from the annotation of a GenBank genome assembly.
AUGCUUCGUCGUCUUGGCGCGCAUCAAACGGCGAUCUAUCGAUGCGAAUCCCCGUCACAGUCGCUCACCUCACUGGCCUCCGAAUGCACAUUGCCCAUUUCGAUGACUCCCGUUUCGGAAAUUGAUCCCGACUUUCAUCCCGACAACUUUACGCCAACUCCAAUCCCACCCGCAUCACUGCCCGAAGAAAGGAUCGUCGAUCGAAAAGAGCUCACAACAAAUCUCACAAAUGUUGCCAAUAAGUUGAGCGCAAUUGUUUCGCUGAUGAGCGAUUUCUCGAUGGACGCGUCGAAGCUGAGGGAAAGUGCCGAGGAUUUGUUGGAGGAAUUGACGACUCAAAUCUGUCCCUCGUUGAUUGCGCUCGAUUUGCAAAUGAUCGCCUCGGAGGCUUUGUUGAAGUACAAUCUCGAUCGAGCGAAUAUCCAGGAGAAUCGUAUCAAUUGGUUGUUGAUUUUGAAUCGAUAUCAAAAAGAGAUGCGUCGAAUUCUCGCUGAGUUGAGCGGUCCAGUUUACAGGGAAUUCGAGUCGAGUCUCGAGUUAAGAUUUAGAGGAGUGAUCGGCAGACGACCAUCGAUUGAAACAAUGGAGAACCUGCAUGGAAUGCGUGAUGGAAUGAAAAGAGCUUUGCAGUUGUUAGUCAAAGAAACAGAGCUU